AUGAUCGCCAAAACGUUCGGUCGCGGUUGCAGAAAUCGACGACGAGUAAAAGAAUCAGCGCCCGGCAGGCCCUCUGUAAAUACUUAUACGCGGUCGAUAGGCUGAUUUUUCGCCGAACCUUCUAGGAGCAGCAGAACCAUGGGACAACACGUUUCCCGGACGGACUUCGAGUGGACGUACACGGAGGAGCCGCACGCUAGCCGGCGGAAGCUGAUUCUGGAAAAGUACCCACAGAUUAAGAAGCUGUUCGGUUACGAUCCGCAGUUCAAGUGGGUGGCAAGUGCCAUGGUCCUGACGCAGCUGGCCAUGCUGUUUGUGAUGAAGGACCAGCCGUGGAAAAUAAUAUUUCUCACGGCCUACUGUUUCGGUGGAGUGAUCAAUCACUCGCUAAUGCUCGCCUGUCACGAGAUCGCACAUAACCUGGCGUUUGGACAUGCGAGACCCCUGGCCAAUCGGUUGUUUGGCUUCUUCUGCAAUCUCCCGAUCGGCCUACCGAUGUCGGUGUCAUUCAAAAAGUACCACCUGGAGCAUCAUCGCUAUCAGGGCGACGAGGUGAUUGAUACGGAUCUGCCAACGUACCUUGAGGCGCAGCUGUUCUGCACCACGCUCGGCAAACUGUUCUGGGUCUGUCUGCAACCGCUGUUCUACAUCUUCCGGCCACUCAUCGUCAACCCAAAGCCACCGCAAAAACUCGAACUUGUCAACGGUGUCAUUCAGCUCGCCUUCAACACGGUGAUUGUUUACUAUUUCGGGUGGAGGGUAAUGGUGUAUCUGAUCGUGGGGUCCCUGCUGGCGAUGGGCCUCCACCCCGUGGCCGGCCACUUCAUCUCGGAGCACUACAUGUUUGCGAAGGGCUUCGAAACGUACUCCUACUACGGACCGCUCAACUGGAUCACGUUUAACGUCGGGUACCACAACGAGCAUCACGAUUUUCCGGCCGUACCCGGACGGCUGCUGCCGGAGGUGAAGCGGAUCGCUCCGGAGUUUUACGACACCAUCCCGCAGCAUACCUCUUGGACGCGUGUGCUGUACGAUUUCAUCACCGAUCCGUCCAUCGGACCGUACGCUAGGAUCAAGCGUAAGGCCCGCGGACUGGACUCCUAA
Anopheles bellator is the source of this 1104-nucleotide messenger RNA. It is a transcript of the gene ifc, whose product is annotated as sphingolipid delta(4)-desaturase DES1. The coding region runs from base 139 to 1104 and encodes 321 amino acids. Gene Ontology annotation, cellular component: membrane. The transcript has 2 exons. Gene Ontology annotation, molecular function: sphingolipid delta-4 desaturase activity. Gene Ontology annotation, biological process: ceramide biosynthetic process. The record is from RefSeq and is a predicted model, not a curated record. Lineage: Eukaryota; Metazoa; Arthropoda; Insecta; Diptera; Culicidae.